CAGAGAAAGUAUAUUAUUAUCUCAUCUAGGGGCAAAGUCGAAAAAUAAAAAUUUAGAAGAAUCGAAAAAAUAUAAAAUAAGAAUAAAAAAGUAUAUCUAAAGGCUAAAAGUCCGUUUCUAAGAAUUACUUAAAAAAAUAUCCCACAGGGCUUGUAGUUCUUGUGUCUGUUUGUACUUACUUUAUUUCUGCCACCCCCUACAUAUACUCAUUCUCAUAAACAACUUCAACCACUUACUAAAACCUCUCUUAUUAAGCAUUCAUUCAUCUAUAUAUAAACCUUUCUUAUCAGAUAAUAUCACUUCUCCCACUUUAAACCUUAAUUCAUAUCAUGGCUGCACAAUCUGACAACUUUCAGGAACCUUUAAAAUACAAGACUUGGACCUUGAGAGUCCCUAUACACUGUGAAGGAUGCAAGAAGAAAGUCAAAAAAAUUCUCCAUAAGAUUGACGGAGUAUAUAUGACAGAAAUCGACGCUCGCCAGCACAAGGUUAUUGUGACAGGAAACAUAGAAGCACAGACUCUUCUGAACAAACUAUCUAAAUCUGGUAAACCUGCUGAAUUAUGGUCAGAUAAGUCUGUGAACAAAGACUAUUUUGAAUCACAUAGUAAAGAGAAAGAAGUGACAAAGGCUAAAAACAAAGGCAAUAAGAAUAGUAGUAAUAAAGACCAGAAAGAAACUGGAAAAGCUCCUGAAGAGAAUGCUCAGAAAAGUGAAAUUAGCUCAGCUGAAACCCCUAAUGGAGCAGAAAAUGCAACAGCUAGUGAUGGUGAUAAGGCUUUACAGAUGGAAAAUGCUGGUAGAAAUGUUCAAGGUGAUGGAAAUGGCGGUGGAAACGAUAAUGAUAAGAAGAAAAAGAAAAGUAAAGGAAAUAAUGAAAGUCCCGGAAGUGUUGAUAGCACGAAUCCUCAACCAGUAUCGAGUACUUCACCUGAAGUUGCACCUGUGCCUGUAGAGGCACAGGCGCCUGAUCCAGCUCAGACACCUGCACAGGCGCCUGAUCCAGCUCAGACGCCUGCACAGGCGCCUGAUCAAGCUCAAAUGCUUGCACAGGCAUCGGUCCAAUCUCCAGAUAUGAAACUAUCAGCACCAGCACCAGCACCAGAACAAGGACAAGCACGAGCGCCAGAAGAAGCACAAAUGCGAGCACCAGAAGAACCAGCACCAGGACCUUCUCUGCACCAUGGCAGGCACAUGGAACCUUUAAACCUUGGACCUCCUUCUAACUUUGGACCUCCUAGACAAGUAUACCAACAUGGGCCAUGUCCCGGGCCAAUGGAUAGUUUUAGACCCAUGUUGCAGCAGGAUUACAUGUACAAUCCUAGACAACAUCCACCUUCACAACUUGAAAUGAGUUACAGUAUGGCACAACCUAGCAAUAAUAGUACCUCAUAUUAUGCUCCACCAUACUACUACACAUAUCCUCAACAUCCCAUGUUGUAUAUUCCUCCACCACCCUCCGAUCCUAUAAAUUAUGUCAAUUACGACGAUCAUUAUACUAACAAUGAAGAUUCAAAUCUAUGUCGUUUGAUGUAGCAUUAAGUA
Molecule: messenger RNA, 1544 nt
Organism: Amaranthus tricolor (Joseph's coat)
Lineage: Eukaryota; Viridiplantae; Streptophyta; Magnoliopsida; Caryophyllales; Amaranthaceae
Product: heavy metal-associated isoprenylated plant protein 36-like
Exons: 3
Coding region: 330-1535 (401 amino acids)
Molecular function (GO): metal ion binding
Source: RefSeq, a predicted model, not a curated record